Chinchilla lanigera (long-tailed chinchilla) is the source of this 3556-nucleotide messenger RNA. It is a transcript of the gene Chrna10, whose product is annotated as cholinergic receptor, nicotinic, alpha 10 (neuronal). Lineage: Eukaryota; Metazoa; Chordata; Mammalia; Rodentia; Chinchillidae. Gene Ontology annotation, biological process: nervous system process; monoatomic ion transmembrane transport; chemical synaptic transmission. Gene Ontology annotation, molecular function: transmembrane signaling receptor activity; acetylcholine-gated monoatomic cation-selective channel activity. The transcript has 6 exons. Bases 2335 to 3534 code for a protein of 399 amino acids. Gene Ontology annotation, cellular component: neuron projection; postsynaptic membrane; synapse. The record is from RefSeq and is a predicted model, not a curated record.
UUGAGAUUCUGCUUUUAUUUGCAUAAUUCUUAUAUGCAGUUAUGUAGUAAUAUAUGCCAGAACACAGAAGUACAGUACUAUACAGUAUAAUCAGCAAAAGUUAUAUUACUGCAUAUAGAAGGAGCCGCCGUAAGGCUGCCCUGCUGCUCACAUUCCUGCGUUUUAAGUCCAAAUGCAGGUUGUAAGUCCAAAUAGUGCCUUGGUUAUUAGCCUGAAAGGAAUAUGAGGAAUAUCUGUAUUACUUUUGCUUUAAACAAUUCUUAUUGUCUACUUUUUAAUCAGAUUUUAUUGGUACCCUUGAGAUACACGUAGUGAUCACAUUCACCAUAGAGAAUCUGUACUUGUGUAUGAUAUACUUGAUUCUUUUUUUCCCAUUCCCAUCCUCCCUUCAGCCCCUCCUCCACUCGCCAUUUACCAAAGCUAUAUUUCCAUUAUUUCCUUUUUUUCCUUUUACCUUCUUUCCUUCCCUCUCCCCAGUCCCCAUUUUCUUUCCUUUUUUUUUUAAGACAGGGUGCCACUAUGCAGUUCAGAUUGGCCUCGAACUCAUGCCAAUCCUCCUGAGGGUAUUUUUUAAAGGGUGAAAGUUAUAGAAACUUUCACCUACAGAAAGUAAAAUAGUGUGAUGAACCCAUAUGCAACGUCUGUCACAAUUUUUAGUCUUAUUUCAUCUCUACUCCUACCCACUUAAUGACAUUAUUUCUAAGGCAGAUUCUUUCAUCAAUAUCUUCAGUUUUUUUCUUUUGGUUGGUUUGUUUGUUUGAGACACGGUCUCACUCUGUAGUCCAAGCUGGCCUUGAACUCAGAGCGAUCCUGCCUCAACCUCCCAAGUGCUGGGAUUACAGGUAUCCACCACCAUGCCUGGUUCAGUAUGUUUCCAACAAGUGAGCUUCUAUAAAUAUGAUCACAAUGCCAUAAUCAUACCUAAGAAAAUUAAUAACCCUAAAUCUCAACUAAUACUCAUUGUGUUUUUAGAUUGCCCCAAAUGUCUGGGAAGGUGAAUGGAGGCAAACACACAGUACCUAGGAGAGAGGGCUGGGGUACAGAAAGAGCAGGGACUUGGCAUCUUCACCACAGCUGGCAUCACAGCUAUAGAUGGAACUGCCAGGGCAGUUUACAUAGCUGUUGUCAGGCAGCUGGUCAACUUUGACAAAAGUAAUAAAAACAAACGUGUGGGCCACAAACACCUGUGUGUCCCUGAAGUAUAGCUCACCGCACCCACUGCAGAUGCCUACUGUGCCGGGGCGCCUGCCCUGCACUAUCAGUUAUCAAAGUUCAUCCUAACUGUUGUCAAGGUUAGUACUGUUGAUCCAAAGGAGCAGACAAGGAGAACCGAAACCUAGAGUUUCAGGAUCAUGCUCAGGUAGGACACGUCGGGAAACAGUGACUGUGAUUACCCCACACUGCCCACGUGGCUGGCUAGUGUGAAAGCACUGAGACAGGUGGACAGCGACUGCUAGGAGUGAAGGAAGGGUGUGGCUGCAUCUUCUGUCCUCAGGGGCCACCUGGAGUCGUCUGCCGCUGGCCACCACUCCCAGCAGGAGGGGAGCUUGCCCGGCCUGCUGUGCCCAGUCCCUCCCCGGGAGGACAGCUGCAGGUCUGGAAGAAGGGGCGCUCCCAAGUCAGCCCCUGUCUUCUGCACACCCUGAGCCGUGUCCCUCUGCUCUAGGAUGGGCCUGAACUGAGCCCGGUGCUGCUUUACAGACUGAAUAAUUUAGGCCCCAGCGGCCUGCGGUGUCAGUGUCAGUUGCGCUGCUCCCGUGGCGCAGGUGUCCCAGCCUCCUAAUUAAGCUAACAGGCAAACGGGGAGGGGCCGCUGUCCGCCCUUCAGCCCUGGGCCGAUGUGAGUCUCCCCUGCUUCUUGAUCUACCAGGAGCAGCAGGCUCAUCUGAGCCCGGGAACCAGGAGUAGAGGACGUGAGUCAGGGGGCCUGAAAUAGAAGGAGAAAGGGAGAGCGGAAAGAGGCAGGCAGAGGAAGGUCAGAGCAGGGAGGCAGGGAGACCAAGUCGUUAGGGCGAAGACGGACAGAACUUGAGACAGCAGCGAAGAGGGGGAGGAACAGGAAUAGGAAAGGGCAGAGGCCAAGGCUGGAGGAUGAAAGGCCCAGCAGAGGCGAACCGGCAGAUGCCAAUGAGCAAACACUAACAUCCACAAGCAGGUGCAAAACAGGGUCAGAUAACCUGAAGGGCAACAGGGCUCCCCAGAGAGUAGCUGGGCCACGGAGGAUCUCAGCCUUUCCAAUUGCCAGGUACUGUCCACGCCGCCUUUGCCAGCAAGGGCGGGUUCCGUCCUAGGUCUGGCCAGAAGACCUGCCCCACCUCCGGCUGUGGCAGAGCCAUGGGGCCCAGAAGCUACCACCUCUGCCUUGGCCUUCUGCUCCUGCUCCUACUUCCUGCAGAGUGCUUUGGAGCUGAGGGCAGGCUGGCUCACAAGCUGUUCCGUGACCUCUUCGCCAACUACACAAGUGCCCUGAGACCGGUGGCUGACACAGACCAGACUCUGAAUGUGACCCUGGAGGUGACCCUGUCGCAGAUCAUCGACAUGGAUGAGCGGAAUCAGGUGCUGACCCUGUACCUGUGGAUCCGGCAGGAGUGGACAGAUGCCUACCUACGAUGGGACCCUGAUGCCUACGGUGGUCUAGAUGCCAUCCGCAUCCCCAGCAGUCUUGUGUGGCGGCCGGACAUUGUUCUCUAUAACAAGGCGGACGCGCAGCCGCCGGCCUCGGCCAGCACCAACGUGGUCGUGCGGCACGACGGCGCGGCCGCCAGCCUGGCGGACUUCGUGGAGAACGUGGAGUGGCGCGUGCUGGGCUUCCCCGCGCGGCGGCGCGUGCUCACCUACGGCUGCUGCUCCGAGCCCUACCCCGACGUGACCUUCACGCUGCUCCUGCGCCGCCGCGCCGCCGCCUACGUGUGCAACCUGCUGCUGCCCUGCGUGCUCAUCUCACUGCUCGCGCCGCUCGCCUUCCACCUGCCCGCGGACUCGGGCGAGAAGGUGUCGCUGGGCGUCACCGUGCUGCUGGCGCUCACCGUCUUCCAGCUGCUGCUGGCCGAGAGCAUGCCGCCGGCCGAGAGCGUGCCGCUCAUCGGGAAGUACUACAUGGCCACCAUGACCAUGGUCACUUUCUCAACAGCACUGACCAUCCUCAUCAUGAACCUGCAUUACUGUGGUCCCAGUGCCCGCCCAGUGCCAGCCUGGGCUCGGGCCCUCCUGCUGGGACACCUAGCCAAGGGCCUGUGCGUGCGGGAACGGGGCGAGCCCUGUGGGCAGUCCAGGCCACCCGAGCCAGCCCCUAGCCCCCAGCCCCCUGCUGGCCGCCCAGCAGGCCCUUGCCACGACCCACAGUGUCUGUGUCACCAGGAAGCACUACUACACCACGUGGCCACCAUUGCCAGCACCUUCCACAGCCACCGGGCUGCCCAGCGCCGCCACGAGGACUGGAAGCGCCUGGCCCGCGUGAUGGACCGCUUCUUCCUGGGCAUCUUCUUUUCUAUGGCACUGGUGAUGAGCCUGCUGGUGCUGGUGCAGGCCCUGUGAGGGGCUGGGGCUGGGUACCAGG